Messenger RNA from Cyphellophora attinorum, 1326 nucleotides. RefSeq lists its product as uncharacterized. Bases 1 to 1326 code for a protein of 441 amino acids. Gene Ontology annotation, molecular function: FAD binding. The record is from RefSeq and is a predicted model, not a curated record. Lineage: Eukaryota; Fungi; Ascomycota; Eurotiomycetes; Chaetothyriales; Cyphellophoraceae. The transcript has a single exon.
AUGUCACCACCAACGAUCGCCAUCGUAGGCGCCGGCCCAGCAGGCCUCACCCUAGCCAAACUCCUCCAUUCCGCCGACACAAACCUUUCGGUCACUAUCUUCGAGCACUCCGCCUCAGCGAAAGCGCGUCACCAGCAAGGCGGCACCCUCGACUUACACCCAGAGUCUGGCCUCUUGGCCCUCAGGCGCAUGGGCUUGCACGAUGCCGCCAGGCCACAUCUGCGGUAUGAGGGCGAGGAGUUGGUGAUUGCGGAUUUGAACGGGUGUGAAUUGGUGCAUAUGAAGGACGCUCCACCUCCGGCAGAUGGGGAAAGGGAUGGGGGCAUGUAUACGCGGCCGGAGAUUGAUCGGGAGAGACUAGUAGAGGUGUUGUUGGAGGGUGUUGAGGAGGGGAAUGUGAGAUGGGGAAAGCAUCUUAAGCGUAUUGAUGGUGAGACGGGGAAGUUGGAGUUUGAGGAUGGGAGUGUGGAGGGGCCGUUUGAUCUGGUUGUCGGCGCGGAUGGAGCUUGGAGUAAAGUGAGGAGCGUGCUUUCGGAUGUGAUGCCGGGCUAUAGUGGGAUCUGUGGUAUCGAAGGGCAUAUCGACAACCCUAAAGAGUUUCCCAGAAUCGACAAGCUGGUUGGUAGAGGCAGCUUCUUCUCCUUCAGCUAUGGUCGAGCAUGUAUGGCGCAGCGGAUGGGUGACAAUAGUAUCAAGCUUGGUACCUGGCAGCGAAGACCUGAGACCUUCAUUGACGAGCUUGUGGGCGAGCAGGUUGAGCAGGAGCCAUUGCGAAAGAAGCUGCUGGAGGAGUAUCGCGACUGGUGUCCUGAGAUCAGGGAGCUUAUCGAAGUCGCCCACUGGAGGACGAAGUGGAAGCUAUACGAGUUGCCGGUGGGGCACAAGUGGGAGCAUAAAGCGAGCUACACUCUCAUUGGGGAUUCGGCUCAUUUAGCAACGCCAUUUGCUGGCAUGGGCGUCAAUGCAGCCAUGCUAGACGCUCUCGAGCUCUCAGACCAGAUCAUCACAGCUGUCAAAGCCGGCACGAGUCUCGACAGGGCGGUCGAGGUCUAUGAACAAGGCAUGUUUCCGCGCGGGAGGAAUGUACAGGAGCGAACUAUGCUGAACAAGACGAAUGGCUUCGCGGACGACGCGCCAUUGAUGUUUAUGUCGGGUAUGAUCGGCGUGGUGGCGAAGGAGUCGGGCUGGCCUAUUGAUCGGGGAUUGUUGUAUUGGAUUCCGAUCACGAGGACGGCGUACAGUUUCUUUUGGAUGAAGACCUCGUGGACGGCUUGUUCGAGACGGCUGAGGAGGGCGAUAUGGGGAGAAAAGUCAUUGAGAGCAUGA